AUGGGGCCCCUGUGUCCUCACCCACACCCAAAAAAGCCUAUGAAAAAGCCAAUGAAAGGUACCAGGGGCAUCUCAUGGCCCCCCUACUGACCCCGGGCCCUCGAGCAGGGAUCAUGGGGCCCCUGUGUCCUUGCCCAAACUCAAAAAAGCCUAUGAAAAAGGUACCAGGGGCAUCUCAUGGGGCCCCCUACUGACCCCGGGCCCUCGAGCAAUGACCGAGUUUCCAAAUGGUCAGUCCGCCCCUGUACUUGAUAUACUUUCCUAUCUAUUUACUAAUGAUAGCAGUA
Messenger RNA from Staurois parvus, 287 nucleotides. Lineage: Eukaryota; Metazoa; Chordata; Amphibia; Anura; Ranidae. The record is from the annotation of a GenBank genome assembly.